AUGAGUUCUCCAAACCAUUUGAACACAUCUAAUCAUGUGGAUCGAUUCGAUACACACAACAAAUUUUGGAAACCGACUACAACAACAACUACCACUGUUUCAUCAUUUUCACCAUACAACCACUUAGAAAUGAGCGGAAUAAUGAAUACCAGUUUACUUGAUGCGGAUAUGGACUCACUGUCAGUAAAUCGAAGUCGCAAUCCAAGUGAAUUCCACGGUUUAAGUGGACAUCGGAAUUCCCAGUCAAUUUAUGUUCCUCCUGGGCUUAGAACACUACAUCACAUAGCCUUACGUUAUACAAGUCAGGGAAAGCAUGAUGUUGCGGCAUCUUUAUGUUUACAAGCUAUUCGAGAUUUAGAAGGAUCUGGUGGUCGUGACCAAGCUGAGGUUGCUGCUCUACUGAAUAUCUUAGCUUUGGUUUACCGUGAUCAAGGAAAAUACAAGGACGCAUCUGAUAUUCUCAAAGAAGUAAUUAAUAUACGAGAGAAACUUUUGGGACCUAACCAUGUGCUGGUAGCAGCUGCUUUAAACAAUUUAGCAGUUUACAUGCUAAAGCUGUAUACGAGAAAAAUUAUUAGUCAAGGGAAAUUCGAUGAAGUCGAAUCUGCAUUUCGACGAGCCUUAGAUAUAUAUGUCAAACAUCAUAAGCCUUCAUCACCUAUCAUACGAAAAGCCAAAAGCAAUUUGGCUUCUGCAUUAUUGAAACGUCGAAAUUUAGCAGAUGCAGAAUCUCUAUUAAAAUCAGUUUUAACACCAGACCAUGGUUAUACUUCAACACAGCAAAGAAGUCAUUUAAUGAAUAAUUUUUUACAGUCGGAAAAUGUUGAACAUGAUUCUGCUAUUUAUUCAUUAUCUUCACUAGGUAGUAGUCAUAUAAGUAGUAUUAGUAGUAAUGGUGGUUAUCGUGGUGUUGGAUCUUUGUUGGAUGGUGGUGCUGUUUUACCAUGUGAUUCAACUGAACAAUCUAUGAUAAUGAAUUCAUCUAGUCGACCAGUUAAUCCAUUAUGGGUAAUAUUAGAACAAAGUAUCAAAGAUAAUAAUAAUCGAAAAUUUUCACUUGUUACAUGGGCUUCGGAAGCCAGAAUCGAAUUAUCUGUGGUUCAUAGUGCAGUACGUAAUUUAGCUAUAGUUUAUCAACGUCAAGGUCUACAAUCUCAUGCUAACUUAUUGCUUGAGUGGCUUCAAAUGGCAAUUACUGAUUAUAGACCACGUUUAAAUCAUACGUCUUCAUUGGCCUGUUCACCGAUAAAAUGCACACAAUCAGUCCAUGGUAUCAACUCACAUGUAUUCAAUAGCUAA
Molecule: messenger RNA, 1299 nt
Organism: Schistosoma mattheei
Lineage: Eukaryota; Metazoa; Platyhelminthes; Trematoda; Strigeidida; Schistosomatidae
Source: the annotation of a GenBank genome assembly